Penicillium coprophilum is the source of this 867-nucleotide messenger RNA. RefSeq lists its product as uncharacterized. NCBI's taxonomy places the organism in Eukaryota, Fungi, Ascomycota, Eurotiomycetes, Eurotiales, Aspergillaceae. The coding region runs from base 1 to 867 and encodes 288 amino acids. The transcript has 4 exons. The record is from RefSeq and is a predicted model, not a curated record.
AUGGAUAUAUCGAUAUUGCCGCCUUUAAGGGACCUUUUUGAGGAAGAGGAAGACGAAUACAAUAAUAAUGAUUUAGAGGUAGAUUAUUAUGAAUAUUCCGGUGUUAAUUAUAAGGAGGAAGAGGAAGAGGAGGAGGAUAAGGAGGUGGGGGACAAGGAGGAAGAGGAAGAGGGGGCUAACCACAAUAGGUACUAUAAAGACGAGAUUGAAUAUAGCGAUGAAUACAAUAAUGACUAUAGGGAAGAGGAGAGGUAUAUCGGAUAUACCGACACAGAAAAUAAGGACGGGUACGAUAAAAGAGAAGGUAAAUAUAGCGAAGAUAGGAUCGACCAAGAAAGUCUAGAUCAUGAUUCUAUUAAUAAAGGCCUAGAAUUUGCCUACCACACAGAGCGUGAGCUAGAGUGUGUCGAUAUUAGUUUGAUUAGAUACCGAGCACAAAAUCAUUAUGGCCUUCUUUUGACCUCGGGGUUCAUCCUAGGUUGGCGAAAGACUAAGCUAGCAGGUCUAGUUGUAGUUAUAGGGUAUGAGUGUCGUGGUAGGCGGACUGCCCGUGUGAAGCAGUACAAGGAUCUAAAUAAUAGGCAGGAGUCUAUGCUGAAGGACCGCUCUUUAUCAAUUCUCGGGGUUGGCUUAAUAGCUUGGGAAGUAGACUCAAAGUCUUUGUUCGAACCAACGAAGUCUCUGUACCCGACUCUAAACGGGAUAUAUCCGACUAUAUUUAUUACAGAGUCUCGCGAGGAUUUCUACUCUUUGGUGGGGGACCUUAGCCAGUUUGAAGUCGAUAUCCUCCUAUACUUUAUGGAAGGAGACUAUCUUAAGGCUAUGACUAGGAAAAGACCGAUAUUCCCAGUUAUCGCAAGUACCUGA